GCGUAAUUGCGGUCAGAUGCAUUCCGGCAAGGCCUAGUCUAAUUGGCGCGAAAGAGGGUUGUAGGUGUGUCAAGUCGUAGACUAGCGAUGAUCAGCGCUUCUGUGGCACAAGGAUAAGCCUGCACAGUGAAUAUAUUGAAGGAGGGGGGGGGAGCCUAAAGAAAAUGAAUCUUGGGAGGUUAAAUUUAUCUUGAGACACAAGUGAUCAACCCCCCCCCCAAGAAAAAGAAAAAAAAAAGCCCAUUAAACGAGAGGGUGGUCUAGGAGGCGGGUUGAUUUAGUCAUUAGGGGGAAAAAGACUAAUCAGCCAAGCCGAAGGAUCGCUAUGGAACGGUCAUCGGCUUAUAGAAUGCGGACACGUGGACGCUCGCCGUCCUUCUCAGAAGGUGGUUGCUGUUUUUAUAUCGAUGCCUGGAUUGGUAUCCCGGCCCAAUCACUGCUGCUGCUGAUCGGAAUCGUUGCCACGUGGGACCAUCUCGCUUGGUCCUUUUGCGCAGUAGGAGCAGCUGCGAAGCUCAUGCCACGAGUCUCGAUCGUCCCUAGGGGCGACCGGUCGGGCGUGCGGUCGCCAGACGCGCGACCGGUCGGCAGCCCUGAUCGGGUCCUCCAAGCCUCUGCAGUUCUGCCGGAAGAGCUUUCGCCCUUGUUUGUCAAGGAGAGGAGCGGGUUGGUCGUCAAGCACCCCAUUAUGAGUGUUGGUGGUGACCCUUAUUCGUGCAGAGCUGGCGUAAAUCAUCUCGUGGUGCCAGAACCCUCUCAAGUGGACAAGGAAGUGGAUAAGGCAAUGAUCUAUUAUGUCCUGGAUGAGUUCUGCUUUGCCCCCAACGGAUCCAAAACAGAAAGGGUGACAUCCAUCAGGAGCGCAAGUUUCUCGCUGGGUGAUCGAGCACCGUCUCCCUUGGAUGCUAAUGACAGCAACACUCUCUUGACCUACUGGUGGCCGGCUUCCUCACCCAACGGGACAAAGAUCACUGAUCGGCCACUCGUGAAGUUGGGGGUGAACAUGAGCUCUUCGUUGGCUGACGCGGCCGUCUUCUACGGCCUGGACCUGACGAGAUCGCAGAGCAACCUGGACGUCAGUUCUGAGCCGUACGAUGUCGGCGGCAGGCGCAUCAUCACCUCCGUCUCUGUGAUAGAUGGGUCGCGCUCGUCGAUCGAUCCGGGUGUGAGCUCGCUGCAGAGCUUGGCGCUCGAUCCCGCCGACAACAACACCCUGUACAUAUCCGACAACUCCGAGACUUCCCCGAAGAUCCUCUCCGCGCCUGUGUCCGACUCAGGUCUCCCCGCAGCUGGGGGCAACCUGUCCCAGGUGCUCAAUAUGUCUGGGGAUCCCCGUGUCUCGUCGAUUGAUUUCGGUCCCUACAGCUUCGUCUCGGGUGGGAGCUGCAUGUACUUCCGCGACGACGAGCAAAACCGCGUGUGGGGUUUCGAUCCCCGACGCUCCUCCUCGCCCUCCUCCUCCGCCGACAUCAAGCUCGUGGCAGGGUCGGGAAUCCCGGGGUCGCGCGCCAUGCAGAAACUCGAUGACGCCAACACUACCUUCAACCGCAUGCGGGCGCUGGUAACCACACCCGAUGGGUGCAAUCUCUUCGUCACGGACGAGCAGGGCGGGCAUGGACUGGUUCGAUGGCUGAAGCUAGAGCGGCCCUGUAGCCUGGCAACACGAGUGGAGGUGGUGGCCAAUCACACCGGCACAGAGUCGUCCAGCUUGGCCUUACACAGAGCUAAGGGCGGGCUACGUCUUCUGCUUGGCUCGUCAACUGGCGACGUGUUUCAGCUGAUAAUCAACGAGAGCCUUCUAGCGAAUUGCAGCAGCCCGCCGCCAUCAUCGGCCUCACUCACCGACGCAACUCAAUCUCCCACAAAAAAAGGGCUGAACCUAGUGCUCAUCAUCGCUCUGGCCUUCGGUGGAGGCGCCUUAACGACCGUCCUUGCUCUUCUAGGCUCCUGCUACUACAAGAAGCAGAAGAGCGAGCAGAAGUCGCGAUCCCGACAGGCGGAGGGACGGGAUGGGCUAGCCUCAACCGACUCCCUCUCGCGGGCGAACUCGUUGGCACGUGGUGCGACCGGAUUAUCUUGGUCCGUCGAGAUCCCGAGCAUUUUGAAGGGAUCGUCGUCUACCACCGCCGGCUCCUCCUCCUCCGACCGAUCGAGGCGCAAGCGAAUGGAGCUCUCUCCGUCCAACGUGCAGCGCUUUGAGCUGAAGAGCUUGGCAGACUGCACGGGUGACUUCCAUCCCUCCAAGGUCAUCGGCGACAAGGGGGCGUUCGGCGUAGUCUACAGGGGUUCCAUCGACGGCAGGGAGCUGGCCAUGAAGGUGAUGACGGGCGAGUUGACGGAAGUCAAGAAGGCACAGUUCGUUGCAGAGGUGAACACUCUGAGCAGGUUGAACCAUGCCAACCUCGUCGAACUCGUUGGGUUUUGUCAGGAGGGAGAGAAAUCCAUCUUGGUCUACCCUUACUACGCAGGGGGAAGUUUGCAGCAGCGAUUACACGGCGACACGAUAGAGAAAGAAGAACGAAGAAAGCAAGAACGGGGACAAGACAUACAAGGGCAAGAAGCCGUUGGGCACUACAAGAAAAACAAACAUGAUGUUUCACCGUUGACGAUAGAGGAGCGCAUGCGCAUCGCUUUCCAGGUUGCCAAGGGACUAAGCUACCUGCACGACGGAGCAAGGCCGGCGAUCAUUCACCGAGAUAUCAAGAGCAGCAACGUUCUGCUAGGGGAGGGAGAGGGGGACAUGGUCCAGGCGGUCGUGGCCGACUUCGGCUUGGCGGCCAUCGGGGAGAGAGUGUUUGGCACAGGGUACGAGCACUUCGUCGAGACUUCGCACGUGGGGGGUACUUUCGGGUACAUAUCCCCCGAGUACAUGCUGUACGGCAAGCUGUCGGAGAAGAACGAUGUGUACUCCUUCGGCGUGCUUCUCCUCGAGCUGCUGACGGGGCGAAAGGCCGCCUGGCGGGCGAUCCGAAUGGGAUGGGAGACACUGGCCACGUGGGUCGGCCCGUUCCUUACCCGAGGAGGGGAUGAUGGGGAUAAAGAUCCCGAGGGCUUCAACAGCAUGCCGUUUGCGAUUCUCGAUCCUUCCUGUUGCGCUCAGGUGGCGCGUGACGCUCCCACCAAAACCAUGGUGAUGGAGGCCUUUUCCUUGGCGGGAGAUUGCGUCAAGGAGGAAGACAGGCAGCGGCCCUCCAUGACCAUCGUGGUGCAGCGCCUUCGCUCCAUGUGUCAGCAGGCGGACAUAGCCUUGUGAAACAUUUUCCGGCCCAAUUCGCAUUCCGCAUC
Chara braunii is the source of this 3285-nucleotide messenger RNA. The record is from the annotation of a GenBank genome assembly. NCBI's taxonomy places the organism in Eukaryota, Viridiplantae, Streptophyta, Charophyceae, Charales, Characeae.